AUAAGCUCACACAUGUUUAUGCCCUCAUUUACUCACACAUACUAAAUUUAUCAACUCCCUCACAUAUCAAUCUCUCACCCACCUCUCUUUAUUUUGUUUUCUCUCUCUCUCCCUCUCUUUCUCUGUGACUUUUUUUUUUUUUUUUUUCUUCUCCAAAGAGAGAGAGAGAGCGAGCAAAGAAAAGAAACAACAAUGGAAGGUAUAUCUGCUGGGGUGUACAAAGGUUUAAGAAGCUACUGGAGGAGGAGAGGCUACGAGAAGCUAAACGGGUCGGGUCGUAGGCGUAGGACGAAGCAUGUGGAGCUGGGUUCGAACCGGAGGAGAAGGUUUUGGCGGAUCAAGAUCAAACCAAAGAUUCGUUUGGGUUCACCAAAGAAGUUCUUCGUUUGGCUUCGUGAUGGGUACAUGAAGAUGAUGAUGGGUUUAGCUAACUCACGCACUUUCACCUCAAGUGGCUAUGGUUUUGCUACUGCUGGGUCCAUGUACGAUGGGAUUAAUGGGCUCACCAGGGGCCCACUUAAGGAGUACGAUGAUAAGAUGAUCGUUGAGUUCUACAAGACUCUGAUGAUGGCUCAGGGAGCUUUGGUGCCUCGCGAUGCCGCAAAACUUGGCUCACAAAUUGUUUGCCAUCGGUAAAAAAUGUUGCAAAUAAAUGGUUUUUUUUUUUUUUUAGAAUGUUUUUUUUUUAAUCUUGAGUUACAUAGUAUUGUUGGGAAAAAUUUUAGGUAAUAAGAGUAUAAUAAAUUGUGUUUCUUCUUC
Molecule: messenger RNA, 759 nt
Organism: Quercus lobata
Lineage: Eukaryota; Viridiplantae; Streptophyta; Magnoliopsida; Fagales; Fagaceae
Exons: 1
Coding region: 193-636 (147 amino acids)
Source: RefSeq, a predicted model, not a curated record